This is a messenger RNA of Striga asiatica, 669 nucleotides long. The record is from the annotation of a GenBank genome assembly. NCBI's taxonomy places the organism in Eukaryota, Viridiplantae, Streptophyta, Magnoliopsida, Lamiales, Orobanchaceae.
AUGUUAAAAUCGACACCGCUAAAUCAGACGGCGGAGGAGCAGCCGUCACCGCCUCCGGCGGCGGGCGAGAAGUACAAGGGCGUGAGGAAGCGCAAGUGGGGCAAGUACGUGUCCGAGAUUAGACUUCCCAACAGCCGGGAGAGGAUCUGGCUCGGCUCCUACAAUACUGCGGAGAAGGCGGCGCGCGCCUUCGACGCCGCCCUCUACUGCCUCCGCGGCCGGGCCGCCCAGUUCAACUUCCCUGACGACCCGCCGGAGAUACCCGGCGGCCGGUCGAUGUCGCCGGCCGAGAUCCAGGCCGCGGCCGCCCAGUUCGCCCGCGAGGUGCCCCCACGCGCCACUGGCGUUUCGGGUCGGGUCGACAGUCUGGACUCGCGGGCCGAUUCGUUUGGCUCGGCGUCGGGUUUGUGCCCGUCCAUGUCGGACGAGGUGGUAGCACAGGCGGGUUGUGAAAUGACGGAAAUACCCAUAGAUAAUGAUUUUCUGGACCAGUUUUUUACGAUGGGGUCCGGGCCGGAUAAUAUAUCCGAUUUUGGAUUAUUUCCGGGUUUUGACGAUUUUGCGGGCGGUUUUUUGGCGCCGGCCCAGCCCGAGGCCGAUUACUAUUGGCCCCAAUACAACGAGGAGGUGGCAUAUUCAGAGGCCCCAUCAUCUCUUUGGAAUUUUUGA